AUGGGUCUACUAGCUCUUGGAACCCCGCUGGAAUGGGAGGAUGCAAAGCACCACGCCGAUGAGGUCCGGAAGCUCGGGAUACAGCAAUUGCUGGAGAUUUGGAAAAAUUAUAGAGGGAACGAGAGGGAUGUGUUGCUGUGGGGAGAUGAGCUUGAGUAUCUUGUUGUCUCCUAUGACGAGGAGAAAAAGCAUGCUCUUCUUUCGCUUCGGCAAGCCGAAAUUCUCGAGGAGCUUGCCAAUGACGAGAAAUUGAGAAAGGCAGGGGGCGGUGUUCCAGAGAUCAGUAAACCAGAAGACGUCUGUGGGCCCAUGCCAACUUUCCACCCCGAAUACGGGCGUUUCCAGAUCGAAUCGACCCCUGGUGCGCCAUUCAACCUGACCUGGAAAGAUUUGCUGUCUGUGGAGAAAGACAUGAAGCGCAGGAGAGUCAUUGCAAAGCAGCACAUGGCCAAAAACGAGGCGGUCAUCACGCUGCCAAACUUCCCGCUGCUAGGCGCAAAGGACGUGUUUACUCAUCCGCCGGUAGUCGCAGAUGGGUCAAGGUCACGGAGUCAGUUCCUCUCCGACGUUGUGAUCAACCCGCACAUCCGCUUCCCCACGCUGUCGGCCAACAUGCGGUCACGGCGCGGCAAGAAGGUGGCCAUCAAUAUGCCCGUCUUCUACGACGAAAAGACGCCCCGACCGUUCCGUGACCCCACAAUAGACUACGAUCGACACCUAUUUCCCGAGGACGACGACGUGCGGAAUGGUGCGGCACAGGAGGGUCACAUCUAUAUGGACGCUAUGGGUUUUGGGAUGGGCUGCUGCUGCCUGCAGAUCACGCUGCAGGCGAAGAAUAUCGUCGAGGCGAGAAUGCUGUAUGAUCAGUUAUGCCCAUUGGGUCCGAUAAUGUUGGCCCUGACGGCGGCUACCCCGAUUUUUAAGGGCUUUUUGGCAGAUGUGGAUGUGAGGUGGAAUGUCAUCUCCCAAGCUGCGGACGAUCGUACCGAUGAAGAAAAGGGAUUGAAGCCGCUCAAGAAUAACCGUUUCGUGAUACCAAAAUCAAGAUACGAUUCGGUAUCGGCGUACAUCUCGCAGGAUCCCCGUUUUAGGCCAGAGUACAAUGAUACGGAUCUUGUAAUCGACAAGGACAUUAAAAAGACACUUAUGGAUGAUGGUAUGGACGAGAACCUGGCAGCUCAUUUUUCCCACUUGUUCAUCCGGGACCCGUUGGUUAUCUUCCAGGAGACCUUAGAUGAGUCUCCAGAGGGUAAGGCGGACCAUUUUGAGGUGAGAACAACCCGGGAGAGCAUGAUAGUGUCAAACCGUGAGAAGCAAUUGCUGACCAUGCCUCCUUACGUGGGAGGGUUUAAGAACCUCCAAUCGACGAAUUGGCAACAUAUGCGGUUUAAGCCUCCUCCACCGGGUGGAAAUAUUGGCUGGAGGGUAGAGUUCCGUAGUAUGGAGAUCCAAUUGACUGACAAUGAGAAUGCUGCAUUCGCUAUAUUCAUCGUACUCCUCACGAGGGCGAUCUUGUCUUACGGAUUGAACUUCUAUAUUCCGAUAUCCAAGGUCGAUGAGAACAUGGCAACGGCACACCGCCGCGGUGCAGUCCUGACCGAAAAGUUCUGGUUCCGCAAGAACCUUUUCCCACCGCGCAAGCCCACCAACGGGGGCACCCCAGCACCUUCACGCCCCGCCUCCCCCGGUCCUGUCGAGAGGGAGUACUGCCUCAUGACAAUCGACGAGAUCAUGAACGGCAGCAAGACCAAUGAGUUUGUGGGGCUGAUCCCCUUGAUCGAGAACUACCUCGACACGGUCAACGUCGACGUUGUGACCCGCUGCGAGCUGGCUGGAUAUUUGAGCUUGGUCUCGAAGCGCGCAAGCGGGGAGCUGCAGACGGGUGCCGCGUGGAUCAGGGAGUUUGUUCGCGCCCAUCCCGACUAUAGGGGUGAUAGCGUCGUGAGCCAAAGCAUCAACUAUGACUUGAUCAAGGCGGUGGAUAGGUUAGGGAACGGUGACGGCGUGCUGGAUGAGCAGUUGUGCGGGAGGCUGCUGGGGAGGUCACGGGCGUGA
Morchella sextelata is the source of this 2055-nucleotide messenger RNA. RefSeq lists its product as uncharacterized. The record is from RefSeq and is a predicted model, not a curated record. Lineage: Eukaryota; Fungi; Ascomycota; Pezizomycetes; Pezizales; Morchellaceae. Gene Ontology annotation, molecular function: glutamate-cysteine ligase activity. Gene Ontology annotation, biological process: glutathione biosynthetic process. Gene Ontology annotation, cellular component: glutamate-cysteine ligase complex. The transcript has 9 exons. Bases 1 to 2055 code for a protein of 684 amino acids.